Paramecium primaurelia is the source of this 522-nucleotide messenger RNA. Lineage: Eukaryota; Ciliophora; Oligohymenophorea; Peniculida; Parameciidae. The record is from the annotation of a GenBank genome assembly.
AUGGAGAGCUUUUAGAAUAUUAUAUAGAGCCCAGAUGCAACUUACUAAUUAUUUAUACGAAAAACUUAAUUUAAAGAAAACAAUUACAAAAAAGUAGGGUUUCCUAUUUAUGGAUGCAAGAUGAAUCUUUAAUAAUCACCAAGAUUAAAUUGUCAAUUAAAAUCCUAAAUCGGUUACGAUAAGAAUUAUAAAAUAAGAUCUAAUUCUGUAAAACAUGGUUAAAAUAAUACAUAUGGACAAGUAUAGAAUAAAUGCUAAAUCUAUUAAUAAUAAAUCAACGAUGUUAUAUAAAAGAGAAGAGACGUCAAUAUCAACUCUAUUGAAUAAUAAAUUUAUUAGGGAAAGUUGUAUAAAUAAUAUACAUAACCUGAAAAAAGAUAUAGCUUAGUUUUACCAUAAUUAUUGUUUCAAAAACAAAAAUAAAAACAGAAAAUUGUGUAAAAUUAAGCAAUAACUGAGCCUUCUUUAAUAAUAGAUUUAUAACCAUGGGAAUCACAUCAAAAUUCUAUAACUUACUUUUGA